CGCGGCUGCUGGAGGUCCGAGCCGACUCUUCUGGAGGGAAUGCGGAUCCCUUCGGGUCUCUCUCUGGUCUCUUUGCGAAGAUUGCUCAGGUGCUGAUUUAAAACAGUGAGUAAACCAACACAUAUCCCAAAGCGCUGCGCUCGUGUUGGGGAGGAAAACAAAGAUUUGAGGACUCCGGAUCCCCCGAGGGCAUCGUGGGACCUGUUUUGAAAGGAGCGGCUUUUGAGACUCCUCAGUCUUGUUUCCAGGAACGGACUGGCUUUGACUGUUUGGUCCGCUCCCUUAUUCGCUGUCAGUAAGUAACAGAAUUGGGGUUCCUUUUUCCUCUUUUGUUUUAAUAAUGGUAAGAUGAUUACUCGGAAUUAAGUUCUUAUUGUGGUUUGGGUGAAUAGGUUUGCCGCUUUAUUUUACAAGGGGAAAUUGGACUCUGUAUUGUGGGAUAUUUUAUUUUGGCAUUGAAGCAUUAAUAUGGCAAGAUAAUAAUAAUAAUAAGAAUAAUUGGAAUAUAUUGCUUAAUAUUUUCUUUGCAAUUUGAUGCUUUCAUUGGGUGACUCCAAGUGUGUAGUGAUUCUAUCGAACAGUGUCCCACUUACCCCUUCUUAGCAAACUUUCUGUGGAGGAAAAAGAAUGGGCAAACAUUUAAAGAUGAAGCUGUAUGUGAGAUGCUCUUUGUUAGGGCAACCGCACAAUAAGAGAUCCCUUGCAAUCAGCCUGAUUCCAAUGGGUGAUUAGAAGACUCAGAUUCUUUGAGUGCUUUCUAAGAAACUCAAGUUUCUUAGUUUGAGUUUGAUCUGGUCCCCAAAUUCUGGUCCCCAAAUUCUGCUGAGCCAUCACGUGGCAUGUUUGAUUUUAGCUUAAGCAGUUUAUUGAAAUGGGUUAAAAAUUUAUAGUGGUUUAUUAUGGUUCAAUGUUAUGAACCUGGUCCAAAAGCCUACAGCUUUGUCCUGUCAUUUGACAGCACUCAGCUGAUCUUGGACCUAGUUAACAGUUGGAUGGGAAACCACCAAGUAGCAAUACAGGUAGCCCUUGACUUAUGACCAAAGUAGCACCGUAAAUUUUUUUGUUAAGCAAUGCAGUCAUUAAAUGGGAAAUCACGUGACUGUACACAAUUUUUUUUGCCAUAGUUGUUAAGCAAGACUUCACAUUACUGUGACUUGCAGCCUUCCCUGCUGGCUUUCCCAUUGACUUGGCUUGUUGGAAGCAAGCGGGGAGGGUAACAAAUGGCAAUUUCAUGACCAUGGGAUAUUGCAGCCAUCAUAAAUGUGUGACAAUUGCUAAGGACCUGAAUCACAAUCAUGUGAUUGCUGGGACACUGCAACAGUUUUAAGUGUGAACACCAGUUGUAAGUCACUUUCUUCAGCACUGUUGUAACUUUGAACAGUCACUAAAUGAACGGUUGUAAGUUAAGGACUGCCUGUACUAAACAUCUGCUAAAAUAAUGGUUAUAUGGACAAUGCGUACAAAUGUAGUGUUUGUGGAACAACAGCCCUAUGAAGAAACUAUCAAGGAGAAAACAUUGCCCCAUCUACACUGACAGGGCAAGCAAGUUUAUAGAAAAGAAAGUGAACCCAAUUCUGUUCCAGCACUGAAGAUGUUACCUACUCAAGCAAUGAAACAUCUGCAUGAAAACAACUCAGUUCAGAGAGCACCAGGACUCCACAGGAUAAUUCUGAGCUGCAUAUAUUCUCUUCCUUGCCAGCUCCCCACUGACAUUGGGGUUCCCCAUAUGGGCAUCAAAUGCUUUAGAAAGCAUAUGAAAGCAAAUGAGAGAAAUUUGCAUGCAGGCAAACCUCCACCCAGGAACAGCUGUUCUUUCUGCAUGGAUGCCUACAAUAGCAUGUCCACAAGUGUCAGAUACAGACUCCAGUAAAUGGCACAACUGGAUGGGAAAUAGCAAAGUGGGCAAAAAGUAAUUAUUAUAAUGAUCAUGGAUGUAUAUCUUAUAUUAAAAAAUAAUACUAGCACACCAUAGAUAACACCAAGGAGCAACUGGUGUCCCAGAAUUAUGUCCCAGAACAUACAAUGUUCACAACUGCCACCAAGACUACAUUUCUAAGGCCGGCUAUAAUGAGGAAAGCGGAGCUUCAAAGCAAACUGCUCAAAUUAAUCCCCAGGAGGAAAGAGAUACCUGAAUCUGACUGAGUUGACAACUUGUCCAGCUGCCCACUAUUCACGACAGAACACAACACCCUACACGAAGGCUUCAAUUAUAACAUACUGUAAAUGAUGUCAAUUAGAAUUUUUUGCAGCCUUGGGAGCAGCAUUUAAAACCACAGGACUUAUCAUAGAAACCCAAGAGAAUGUAAUACAGAUGAUCAUAUCAGAGACCAUAAGAGCACAGAACUAGAGCCAAUUCAAAGCAGAAGACAGAGCAACUCUCAAAAACCCAAAGAAGGACCAAACCUCCUCCUCCCAGCAGACAAAGACGGUACCACAAUUAUCAUGGUCAGAUCACAAAGGGAACUGCAUCUCUAUAAAAACAACCCAGAGCAGAAACCAGACAACCUGAUCAAGAGAACCCUUAAUGAGCUAAACACAAGUCAAAUCAUAAAACAACAGUAGCGGAUGAAAAGCAGUGAAUCCACCCUUCCAUACUUCCAUGAACACCCCAAAAUACACAAGCCAAAUAUACCUCUUUUGAGGGGUCCUUUGAGUGCUAGUCUAGCAUGGAUGAUGUUGCCUAGUUUGGGUAAUGAAACAUCUGCAAGAAAACUACCGAGCUCUGAGACCACCAAGCAUCUCUCCUUUCAACCCUGAGCUAUAAAUAUUCUCCUUUAUUGAUACCUCUUUAUCCAAGUGUAUUGUUACCAAGGUCACCAAAGUACAGCACAGGUAAAGAAUGGCUUGAACACUUCACAGAAGUGAGAACACUUCACAGAAUAUUCUAUCAAAUCCUCACUACAGGACCUCCAGUAAUGGAGGAGAAUGAGAUUAUGGUUUCAUUCAGUGUUAUAACACUCUUUACAUCCAUAGAUCCAGAACUAACAAAAUAAUCUAUGGCAGCAAUACUACAUAGCACACCUAGCCUUCAACUAAGGUUGUAUUACUCACAAACAUGGACCUUAUCAACCUCUGCCUAUCUACCUACUUUCAGUUUGAUGGGCAAAUACGUCAACAAAUCAGAGGAACACCCAUAGUAUCACUACUCUCAGGAGUCGUAACAAAGACUAUAAUGCAGCAUCUAGAAACUAUAGUACUCCCACACAAUCAAAAGAAUGGGUCUGGAAUGUAGAUGAUACCUUUAUCAUAAUAAAAAAGAGACAAUUGGAGAAGACACAUGAAGCCAUCAACAACAUCUUCAAAGGGAUAAAAUUUUCAACGGAAGAAGAUGACAACCACACACUACUUUUGACAUCCCCAUCAGCAAAGGGAAUGGUGGCAAAUUAGAAACACAAGCCUAUCAAACAACCACCUCCAUUAAACAAGUGCUCCAUCACUAAAAUAACAACCCAGCUUUGUAAGAACAUUAUUCAGAGGACCACAAGGACACUGCAGCAAGUCGGAGGAAGCAAACACCAGAAGGAGGAAUCAGACUAUCUUUACAUUUUCCAACAAAAUGAAGAAGGUUUCACUAAUGCUGCAGGUUGCAUCAAUGUAAACAAUGUCCUGAAUAUACAGAUAAAAAAAUAAAUACGUUUUUCCAUAUUUAACUAUUUUAAUUAGUUAAAGUUUCUGUCAAUUUGGGAAUGGGACUGUUAGCUCUUUGCUGGAAGGACAUUGACUCUUGAUGGCUGGGGUGAUGGAAGCUGUUGUAUAGCACAUCUGGGAGCCAUCAGUUUGUGAAAAACCGUUGUAGAAAUUGCUUGGAUUCAACUUCAUUGAGGAAAAUGAAGAAAAAUGAAAACCUCAUUUUUACAGCUGACAGUUCCAACUGCUGGGCCCUCCGUGAAUAUUGACAUACUGCAUGCACGAAGGUGUUUUUGAAUGCACAGCAUUUCUUUCUUUCUUUUGUUUUACAUGUUUGAAUCCAGAUUGCAAAGCGAUGUAUUUCCAGGAAGAAAAAACAGUUUUUAGUAAUGAUUAUUAUUUUUAGAUCAAAUUAAUUGCAUCUGGUUAUAUAGAUGUGAAUCAAAUUGAUAACAUUUUUACUGCUUUAACCUGGUUAUCUGUGGAAGAGAUUGUCUAUAGUGGAGUUAUUUCUUUGGCUCAAAAAAUUCAUCUGGAACCACUUUUAGUGCCCACCAAAUCUGGUAAAUUUCUCUUUAAUCUGCAUGUAUUAAUCAUACAUCUGAGUGUAUGAUAACAGGAAUGUGGCACAUUGAGAUAAUUUCAAGAUCAAAAAGGCUGUAGCUCUGUGACCCACUCCUCCAACAACUGUAUUUUUAACUGACAGUUUAUGGGGGCAGGAAAAUGACCCAUUUAAGAAACAAUAAGCAACACUCAAGAGGAUUAUAUAAAAAUGGGUCAGUAGAGGAAGGACAGAUAAUCAGGCUGCAUCUGUUUACAUCUUGUAGACUCUGCUGGCAAAGCCAUAAAAUAUCUAUGUGGCAUGAGGUUAGAUUCAAGUGAGCUUGUUGAACAAAGUGCAUGACAUAAAUUAGACUACACUGAACAACAGCAUGCCUUCUAAUCAAUUUAUCCUAAAUUACAGUUAUUUAAUCAUAUUGGAGUUUGUAGUAUUUGAUUUUUUUGGUAACUCAGUGAAAAUAUACAAUACUACACAAUGUUUUUACUUUGAUCUUGGACAACAUAAAGUAAAAACGUCAACAAUAUGAAAUUAACAAUUGCAAUGUGUAUUAAUAGAAUUUCUACUGAAGGUUGUGAACAGAUAUGAACAUCUGUUUAAUUUAGAUUAUUCUGUAAUCCUUGGGGAUGGUAUGUUCAAAUCACAGAACCAAUUAGUUAAAAAAAUAUCCUAGUAUCUUGAUUAAGAAACCAAGUCCAGUAGUAGAAAAUUGGCUGUGCUUAAGUGAACUACUUUGGCGGAGGUGGGGUGGGGUGGGAGGAAUUGUCCUUACUUUUUCAUAGAAACUCAUCAGUUCACAGAAACCCACCAUUUGGAAAACCAAUUAAAAAUGAUUCUCUGAAUCUUUUGUUAGAAAUAGCUCUGUUUUUGCUGGAUAGCUUAUUUGUGUGAAUUGGCUUUAGAACCAGCAAUACAAUAUUAAUCCUGAGUAUGUGGGUUCAGCUUAUCUUGAUCUGUCUAUUGGGUUGUCACUGAAGAUUAUGUCUCCACGUUUAUCAGUUAUAGAAAGGAGUUGGGCUGAUGAUGUUAUUAGGAUGACUUGGGAUGAUGAUAUUACUAAUUUCUUGGUACUCAAUAGCUUUGAAACUCAUUGAAUUCGGUACUCAGUGCAUUUUGACAUGAAAAUUUUGUCCCAGCACUUGUUUGUUUGGUACUCAAUGCAUAGACUAGAAAUUGUCAGUGUCAUCUGCCCUGUGACUCAUUACAUUAUUCCUUAUGGAAAAAUUUGUCUGGUACUGAUCGUUUUUGAUACUUAUCAUGCCUCCCAGAACCAAUUAAUGAUGAGUACCGAGGUACCACUGUAUUACUUCCUUUACCACAGCCCACAGGGCAACCCUCUCUACGUUUUGUGAUACAGAAAACCUGAGGAACAGCAUCCAUGACUAUCUGUGUGUGUGUAUCAAAAUCUGCAAGAUGACCUUUUUCUAGGACAUUAUUUAAAAUGGGGAAAAGAAAGAAAGAGCCAAAAAGGAAAUCCAUUAUCAUGGGCACUGAAGCUGAUCAGUGGAUGUCUGUUUUACCAGAAAGUCUUUGGGCUGUACCUCUCUCUAAUCUGUCAUUACCAGGUAGUCAUGAUGCAAUGACAUAUUGUCUGGAUAAGAAGUCAGAAGUCAGUGCAAAUGGAUCCAAAUUGUUGCAGUUACUGGAUAAACAUAUGCAUUGCAUAGUGCACCCUAUUAUUUUGAGAUGGUCAAUAACACAGGAUCUGACUGUGUUGGAACAAUUGGAUGCUGGAAUUAGGUAUUUCGAUUUUAGAAUAGCUCACAAACCUGAUGAUCCUUCCAUGAAAUUAUACUUUGUUCAUAUGUUAUAUACAACAGUGGAAGUAGAGGUUGUUCUGUGGGACAUUUUACGAUGGUUGAGAAACCAUCCUUGGGAGGUUGUUGUUCUAGCUUUCAGAAAUUUUGAUGGCUUGGAUGAGAAUCAUCACAAUCAUUUGGUCUCCUGCAUAAAGAAGAUCUUCAGUUUCAGAUUGUGUCCUAGAAAUAUUAUCCCAACCCUACACAAUAUGUGGUCAAAUGGCUACCAGGUUAUUGUGUCUUAUGAUGAAAUAAUGCAAGUGAUACAUCAUAGUGAAUUGUGGCCUGAAAUUCCAUACUGGUGGGGAAAUAAGGAUACAGCACGAAAGCUUAUUGAGGUUUUGGAAAAAAGGAAGCAACGUGGUCGUCCAGAUGGAUUAUUUGUCGCAGGAAUCAAUCUUACUGCAGAUUUAGGAUAUAUUUUGACAAAUAUAAACAGCUCUAUUAAAAAAAUGACUCUGAAGGCUCUUCCAUUCCUAAAUUUGUGGGUAAAGAAACAGCAUCCUGGAUCAAAAAAGAACUGCAUCAACAUCAUUGCUGGAGACUUCAUAGAAAAGAAUAAUUUUGUGGAGAAUGUGAUAAACCUUAACAGCAAACUAAUUUUACAAUAAAUCUAUUUUGAUCAUGUUUUGAAAGGAGAUGAUGGAACUAACUGCAAGGAUAAAGUAGGAUAUAAUAGAGCAAAUAAUUCACCUCCCUCAUAGUUUUAACUUUCCAUUAAGUACUUAUUUAAAAAUUGUAUUUAUGCAAUCACUGUAGAAAAUACAAGUUUUGUUUUUUUUAAAUCUUUCAUGGAAAAAAUGGUUCUCCUGCAAAAGGUGCAGCAUCUACAGAAUUUUGAAACAUGGAGAACUUUGAUCAACUAGCUAGUACUGUAUGUUUGACUACCUCUGUGCUGUCCUACUCACUCGUAUGCACACGUAAUGGUGCUUUAGUAGGUUUACACCAAAACCUCAGAACUGUUCCAAUUAAGUCCAGCCAAAAGCAGACCUAUGUUAGUCCACAGAGCGAUGACCAUGAGUUCACAAGGCACUUGAAAGUUUCCCAGGCAAGACAAGCCCACCAGGUAAAAUUAAAUCCACAACACAAGAGGAUUCAUGAGGCAAGAAAAAUCCAGAGAUCACAAAGCAUGUUCCAAAGUAAAGGCACGGUGUCAGUCCAAAGCAAGACAGGAAUCACAAUGACCAGGAAACAUGUAGGUAGGAAAUGAACAUGUUGUCCGCACCAUCGUUUCAAUCUGCCUGCUGUGCCAAAUAGUGCAGCCCAUCAAGAGGGAUGAGGCUACCUCCUCACGAGUAAUCAUACUGACCUUCACUACUCCUGCCUUUUCUCUGUCCUAUGUAUUCUUGGAGCAAGUGCAGAAGGCAGUUCCUCAUCAUCAUCACUAACUGGCUGCAGCUACAUGCUUUCCCCACCUGAAGCCUCAGGGCUGCCAUGCUGCAGCUGUGCGUCAGCCCAAUCGUUUUCAGCCAGCUGCCUGGAGCUUGACCAACUCACCUCCUAAUGUGCCUGGGACUGGUUCAUCCUCCUCCGAACUGACAUCUGGAGAGGUAUUUGGUAAUACAAGCAGGGGAGUCAUCAUACCAUCCAAGAUCAUGCUUGAAAAGAAGUGCAUUUUAGUAAGUAAUGCUUUCCACAUAUACACUUGUGUCAUGGCCCCAUCAGAUCCCGGUUCAGAGGAGGAAGAAGAGUUGGAACUGGGACCAUCCGACAGGGAUGGCACAUCUCCUCUCGAAUGCUUGGAGAGGCCAGGUCCUGAGAAAGCUGCCCUCACAAACAUGGGGGCGGAUAGUCUGCAGACAGGCAAUGGUGUUGAGAGACAGUAGAUCCCCUCUGAUGAAGAACAGCUGCCUCCCCCACUCAAUUCAAGGGCGUGGAGAGUGGAGCAGAGGCAAACUCAAAGGAAGUCUGCAAGGUUGCUUGCGAGAAGGUCACCCUGCCACUCGUCACAAGGAACAUCUGGCUUGGGUUGAAUUAAGCAGAGGCCAGGAAGGGUGUCUUUGCCAGGAACAAUUGUUUGCUUCGGCAUGCACUUCCCUGGCCUUGGAAAAAUUCUGCUUUGAUUUCUGUUUCUGUCUGUGGACUUCGACCCUUGCCUCUGGACUCUUAACCUUGCCCUGUCCACCUGGAAUCUUGUGUACGACUUGUGGACCUUGUCUUGUGGAUUUGCACCUUGUUUUUGUACUUCCUCUCUGCCUUUGUGAUUCAGCUUUGGUGAUUAUUGGCUUUUAUUUGUGGGACUGUGAGUGGCUGCCUUCAGGGAAGUUUGAGGUGGAACUUUGCUGAAGGUUGUAGGUCAGUUUGUUGUUGACUUAGUAGAGCAAUAAAGGACCCUAUUGAAACCUGCCUCUGCCUAGGUGACCUGGAUUGUAACAACUUGACAAAUAUGAGUUUAUUUUUUUAUAUUUAUUUAUUUGUCACAACAAUAUAUAUAGGCAUCAGAAAGAUUAUAUAUAUAUAUAUAGGCAUACAAAAAGAUUAUACAGUAUAUAAACAUAUAUAUGAGGAAAUAUAAGGAAGUAUAAGCAUAUAUAUAAGAAGAAGAAAAAAAACCCAAUAGGACAGGAACGGUAGGCACAUUUGUGUUCUUAUGCACGCCCCUUAUGGUCCUCUUAGGAAUGGGGUGAGGUCAAUAUUAGAAAGUUUUUGGUUAAAGCUUUUCGGAUUAUGGGAAGAGACCACAGAGUCAGGUAAAGUGUUCCAAGCACUGAUGAUUCUGUUACAGAAGUCAUAUUUUCUGCAAUCUAGAUUAAAGCGGUUAACAUUAAGUUUAAAUCUAUUGGUUGCUCUUGUAUUAUUGCAAUUAAAGCUGAAGUAGUCUUUAACAGGAAGGACAUUACAAUAGAUGAUUCUAUGAGUUAAACUUAGGUCUUGUCGAAGGCGACGGAGUUCUAAGUUUUCUAAGCCUAGGAUUUCAAGUCUGGUGGGAUAAGGUAUUUUGUUGUUUUCAGAAGAGUGAAGAACUCUUCUUGUAAAAUAUUUCUGGACACAUUCAAUUGUAUUUAUGUCAGAAAUGUGGUGUGGGUUCCAGACAGGCAAGCUGUAUUCUAGAAUUGGCCUAGCAAAUGUUUUAUAUACUCUGGUUAGUAGUGUAGUGUUUUUGGAAAAGAAGCUACGCAAGAUUAGGUUUACAACUCUUAAAGCCUUUUUUGCUAUGCAGUUGCAGUGGGCUUUGGCACUUAAAUCAUUUGAUAUGAAAACUCCAAGGUCUUUAACAGGGUGGGGGUCAUCUGUAAGGUAAUGUCCAUCAAGAUGUACUUAGUGUUUGGGUUCUUUUUUCCAAUAUGUAAGACUGAGCAUUUGCUGGUUGAGAUUUGGAGUUGCCAAGUUUUAGACCAAGCGAUUAGAUAAUCAAGGUCUUUUUGAAUGGUAGAUGUAUUGUCAGUGGUGUUAAAUAGUUUGACAUCGUCAGCAAAGAGAACACAAUUACUUGAGAUAUGGUCACAAAGAUCAUUUAUGUAUAGAAUGAAGAGUGUUGGUCCAAGAACGCUGCCUUGAGGAACGCCACUCUUGACAGGAACGAACGUAAACAAAGCUGCAAUAUAGUUAGUUUUGGUUCAGUCAUUGUUAUUUACAAACCAUAGUUUGGCAUAGUGUAGCAUAUAGAGCCACUUCUGGUUAAUUGACAAAAUUGUAAUUUAGCACAGUAAGUAAACACAAACCACUUAGUUAAGUCAGUAUUUUUCACACUUGGCAACUUUAAGACAUAUGGACUCCAAUGCCCAAAAUCUCCCAAUCAGUAGACUGGCCUGGGAAUUCUAAGAGUUGAAGUUCACAUGCCUUAAAGUUGCCAAGUUUGAGUAUUAUUGAAUUUAAUUCAAACUAUUAUUGAACUGAUUAUGCAUCUAGCCCAAACCUAGUUGAUGUUAAGUAGGACCAGUUAGGAUUUCAAGCAAGCUUUUAUUUAAACGGUCCAAUAAUUGAAUAUGGAUCUUAUAUAUGCAAAGUUUAGUACAAAUGAGCUACAUUUUGAAAGCUCUAAUGAGCUCUUAGGAACAAAGGAGGGAUGGUUUAGCGUGUCCUUUUUCCAUACAGAAGAUAAUCAUAGGCAGAAUUAAAAAUCUAGCCAAAUGACUUUAUUUUAAUAUAAUUAAAUCUUUAGUGGUACUAACUGUAUACUAUAAAACCAUAAGUGUUUAAAGAGGCCAGAGGCUAAGCAGUAUGCAAGAUGCAGAAAGAAAAAGCAUUGAUUUUUAAUUCUAUUUUUUAAUUUCUCCCAGGUUUGGCUAACUUUUUCCAAGUAUAAAAAGGAUAGGAUUCCAGGGUAUUUGUUCCUGUAUUGGCAGCUGUAUUCAACUUUCUAUAAUUGCAGCUAUAAAAUGAGAAAGAAAAAUCUCUGAGGCAACCAGCUCUAGAUGUUAAGUAUUUCUUUGGCCAGCACUUUUCAGUUCAAGGUCACACUUAGUUUAUGAGUGAUAUACUGUGGAUAACACUCUCCAAAGAGUUGGUACCAGGAUAAAAGCCACAUUUAAAACCAAUUAAUUUGUAUUAAUAUUACAUUAGCUAAAAUUAAUAUUAUUACUUCUUAUAUAUUUAAAUUUAUUUAUUUAUUUAUUUAUUUAUUUAUUUAUUCAUAUUUAUAUACCGCCCUAUCUCCCGAAGGACUCAGGGCGGUUCACAGGCAUAUAAAACACUUAUAUACAAUUUAAAAUAAACAUUAAAAAACUUAUUCUAAUGCCCAAAUUAUUAAAACUAGAAAUAUAAAUAUUAAGACCAAUUUAAAACCCCUAUAAAAUUUAAAAAUCUACGCCAGUCCUGCACAGAUGAAUAAGUGUGUCUUGAGCUCGCGGCGGAAGGUCCGGAGGUCCGGAAGUUGACGGAGUCCUGGGGGGAGUUCGUUCCAGAGGGUGGAAGCCCCCACAGAGAAGGCCCUUCCCCUGGGCGUCGCCAGACGACACUGUCUAGCUGACGGCACCCUGAGGAGUCCCUCUCUGUGAGAGCGCACGGGUCGGUGAGAGGUAUCCGGUAGCAGUAGGCGGUCCCGUAAA
Ahaetulla prasina is the source of this 10973-nucleotide messenger RNA. It is a transcript of the gene PLCXD1, whose product is annotated as phosphatidylinositol specific phospholipase C X domain containing 1. NCBI's taxonomy places the organism in Eukaryota, Metazoa, Chordata, Lepidosauria, Squamata, Colubridae. Gene Ontology annotation, molecular function: phosphoric diester hydrolase activity. Gene Ontology annotation, biological process: lipid metabolic process. Bases 5628 to 6596 code for a protein of 322 amino acids. The transcript is spliced from 7 exons. The record is from RefSeq and is a predicted model, not a curated record.